AUGGUAGCAUUCAUGGUCGUGCCACUUCUACAGACUUCCAUGACCAGCAAAUCAGACAAAUGCCCUCUGAGAGGUGCCCUCUCUAACCUUCAUGAGUUGUACCAACCAGGGAACUUCCUGCUUGGUGGGAUUGUUUCUCAGAUUGGCUAUGUGUUUUGUGACAUAGACUUCAAGAAAAACCCUUCAUCAGACUUGUUUGAGGUUCCCACUGCUGUGACUAAGUUGUACCAGCAUGUCCUGGCCUUGGAAUUCGCCAUCAGUGAGGUCAAUGAGAAUACCCAGAUCUUGCCCAAUAUCACACUUGGCUUCCACAUCUCGGACAGCUAUUAUGAUGCGAGAGUGACCUAUCUUAGCUCUUUGGACCUCAUCUUCAAGAUACAUCGAAGCUUCCCCAAUUAUAUGUGUGACACGCAUAAAAACCUGAUGGCUGUCAUUGGGGGUUUUUCCUCUGAUACCUCCUUUCAAAUGGAAGAUAUCUUCAGUCUUUAUAAGAUUCCACAGCUAACAUAUGGUUCAUUUGCCCCAGAGGAGAGGGAUACAAAACCGUUCCAUUCCUUUUACCGCAUGGUCUCAAAUGAAGAACAUCAGUAUAUAGGGAUUAUCUGGCUGCUUCAGCAUUUUAGCUGGAUGUGGGUCGGGUUGUUUGCUGUGGAUAAUGACAAUGGAGAACAUUUCAUGAAGGUCCUGGAGCCACUGCUUUCCAAACAUGGAAUCUGUUCAGCCUUCACUGAAAGAUGUCCAAACACACUCGGCACGGACAAUUUAUUUGAUGUUAAUGAGUUACUCUCAAAUAUAUUUCGACCUUUCACAGAGAGCAAUGCGAAUGCAUAUAUCUUCUACGGAGAAUUAAUGGAGCAGGGGGUGCCCCUUUCCUUGUGCAAUGAUUACUGCCAGCCUGGCUAUCACAAGAGGAAGAAGGAAGGGAAGAAAUUCUGCUGCUACGAUUGUGCUCCCUGUCCACAAGGGAAGAUUUCAAACCAUGUGGAUAUGGAUGACUGUGCUGUAUGUCUGGAAAAUCAGUAUCCAACCAAGGAUCAAGAUCAAUGUAUUUCCAAAAUGACAAACUUCCUAUCAUAUGAAGAACCUUUAGGCAUCUCGUUGACUUCCAUUGCUCUUACCUUAUCUAUAAUCACACUGUUGGUUCUAGGAAUUUUUAUUAAGUACCAAGAUACCCCCAUAGUCAAAGCCAACAACCGAGAUCUCAGCUACACACUUCUGGUCUCCCUUCUGUUUUGUUUCCUCUGUUCUUUGCUUUUCCUUGGAAAACCAAGUAAACUAACCUGCUGGCUCCAGCAACCUGCUUUUGGCAUCAUCUUCUCAGUGGCUGUUUCUUGUGUGUUGGCCAAAACCAUCACUGUGGUUGUAGCUUUUAUGGCCACCAAGCCAGGGACCGACAUGAGAAAGUGGGUUGGGAGAAGACUGAGCAAUUCUAUUGUACUUUCCUGCUCUCUUAUUCAAGCAGGGUUUUGUGUGGUGUGGCUGGGAACGUUCCCCCCUUUCCCAAAUUUAGAUGCACAGUCCUUGACUGAAGAGAUAGUGAUACAAUGCAAUCCAGGGUCUAUCACCAUGUUCUACAUGAUCUUAGGCUACAUGGGACUUCUUUCCAUUUUCAGUUUGACGGUGGCGUUCUUUGCUAGGGAUUUGCCAGACAGUUACAACGAGGCCAAGUUCAUCACCUUCAGUAUGCUGAUAUUUUUCAGUGUUUGGUUGUCUUUUAUUCCAACCUACCUGAGCACCAAAGGAAAAUACAUGGUAGCCGUGGAGAUCUUCUCCAUUUUGGCCUCUAGUACUGGGUUACUUUGCUUUAUCUUUUUCCCAAAAUGUUACAUUAUUCUGCUGAGACCUCAACUGAAUCACAGGGAACAGCUAAUUAGGAGAAAUACCUAG
This is a messenger RNA of Heteronotia binoei (common prickly gecko), 1887 nucleotides long. RefSeq names its product vomeronasal type-2 receptor 26-like. Gene Ontology annotation, molecular function: G protein-coupled receptor activity. The transcript is spliced from 5 exons. The coding region runs from base 1 to 1887 and encodes 628 amino acids. Lineage: Eukaryota; Metazoa; Chordata; Lepidosauria; Squamata; Gekkonidae. Gene Ontology annotation, biological process: G protein-coupled receptor signaling pathway. The record is from RefSeq and is a predicted model, not a curated record. Gene Ontology annotation, cellular component: membrane.